This is a messenger RNA of Fopius arisanus, 4424 nucleotides long. RefSeq names its product leucine rich repeat containing protein 7 lap1 (gene Lap1). The record is from RefSeq and is a predicted model, not a curated record. NCBI's taxonomy places the organism in Eukaryota, Metazoa, Arthropoda, Insecta, Hymenoptera, Braconidae. The transcript has 7 exons. The coding region runs from base 632 to 3454 and encodes 940 amino acids. Gene Ontology annotation, molecular function: protein binding. Gene Ontology annotation, biological process: neurotransmitter receptor transport, endosome to postsynaptic membrane; cell-cell adhesion; establishment or maintenance of epithelial cell apical/basal polarity. Gene Ontology annotation, cellular component: postsynaptic membrane; basolateral plasma membrane; postsynaptic density.
CUAGGUAGGGGGGCAUUGACGGGUCCGGUGUGGUGGCAUUGGAGCAAGUCAGAGUUGGUAUAAACCUCCACCUUCCUCCAGUAUCGAAUUUUCCCCCGUUUUUUUUUGUUAUUUCGGUGGUGUAACUACUACGAGAAUAUCGUUUUAUAUCAAACCCCCUUAUCGAUCAUCCACUCCCCCUUUUAAUCUCAGUACAUACCCUCGGUAAAUGGUGGUAAAUGGUGGUAAAUGGUGAUGAUGGUGGAUAACUGCAAAGCGUGUUAAUUAAUGAGGACAUAAUUCAGCUGUUAAAAAUAUGAAUUCAUGCAUCCAUUCGGAUAAAAGGUUGUAGAUAAAAAUAUCUGACAAGAGGAGAAUCUGUGAUCGUUUGAGGAGUGAAUUAAGGUGUGAUGAUGAUGUGCUUGAGACCCACCAGGAGAAAAAACCAAGAUUUAAUAACGUGGUAACGAGUAGUAGACUGAGUUGGUAUUGUUAUUGACUUGGUGAGAGUGACAGGGUCCAUGCAGCUCCUGGGCUCCUCCUGACGAACGAUACGGUAAUUGUUGGUGAUACAAUUGGGGUUAAGGGCUCUUGUGGCUAAUGGGGUGUUUUAGAGGGUUUUCGGGUUAUUUUUACCGGUGUUGUACGUGAAAUGGGGAGUUCUUGGUGGCAGUGUACUGCAUGCCUCAGAGCGCAGGAAGAGGACAUCUGCGAGCUACAGUUGAAUCACUGCAAUCUGUAUGAUGUACCGCCGGACGUGUUCAUUUAUGAGAGAACACUGGAGAUGCUUCAUUUGGAUGCUAACAGAAUAAAGGACCUGCCAAGACCAUUAUUCCAGUGUCAUGAACUUCGUGUGUUAUCACUCAGUGAUAAUGAAAUUACUACACUACCACCCGCCAUAGCUUCCCUUAUAAAUCUGGAGCAUCUAGAUCUCAGUAAAAAUAGUAUAAAAGAGCUUCCCGACAGCAUAAAAGAAUGCAAGAACCUCCGUUCCCUCGACCUCUCUGUGAAUCCAUUCGAACGCUUCCCAGACGCCAUAACGCACAUAGUAGGUUUGCGUGAAUUAUACAUAAACGACGCAUACAUAGAAUACCUCCCAGCGAACUUUGGUCGCCUCUCAUCACUUCGCACACUCGAGCUCCGUGAGAACAACAUGAUGACUCUUCCAAAGAGUAUGAGCCGCCUGACAAACUUGCAGAGACUCGAUAUUGGUAACAAUGAUUUCACAGAACUUCCCGAGGUAGUCGGUGAUUUGACAAAUUUGACUGAGCUUUGGAUCGAUGGUAACGAUAUCCGUCGUAUCCCAGGGAACAUCGAGCAAUUGUAUCGAUUGAAUCAUUUUGAUUGCACGAUGAACGCUGUCCAUGAAUUACCAUCAGAGAUCCAAGGCUGGCGUGACAUAUCAAUUAUGAAUUUUUCAUCAAAUGAACUUUAUCAAUUACCAGAUACAUUAUGUUAUUUACGCACAAUAGUCACCCUUAAAAUUGAUGAUAAUCAAUUGAAUUCACUGCCAGAUGAUAUUGGACAAAUGUCAAAUUUGGAAGAACUUAUUGUGACAAAAAAUUUUUUGGAGCACUUACCGUCAUCAAUUGGUUUACUACGUAAAUUACACUGUUUGAACGCUGACAAUAAUUAUCUACGUGCAUUACCACCUGAAAUAGGUAGCUGCAGUGCACUAUCUCUCCUAUCAUUGAGGUCAAAUAAUAUAUCGGGUGUGCCUCCUGAGCUGGGACACUUAUCCUCAUUGCGUGUUCUCAAUCUUGUUAAUAAUUGUAUACAAUUCCUACCGGUAUCCAUGCUUAAUUUGACCAAUCUCAAGGCACUCUGGCUGAGUGACAAUCAAAGCCAGCCUCUUGUUCCUCUCCAACAAGAGUUCAACAGAGAGGAAGAUAUGAUGGUGUUGAGUUGCUUCAUGCUGCCACAGAAACAGAGGAAGGAGCUUGAACAAAUUGAACAAGCAGUGGGGCCGAUUUCCGGUUCAAUCGUUGGAACCGGAAGGAGAAUAUGUUUUGCUGCUGAAGUUGACACCGAGGUCCCUAGACAGCUUCAUCGUGCACCGACCCCUUACCCAAAGGAGCUACGCAAUCUCGCGAGACACGCACGCAAUCUUCAACAUCAAUCCCUGCAUGAUCAAAGGAUCCAACUGGAACGAGAUGGAGUUAUAAAAGAAGCAGUAGUAGCUAAAUCCAGCCCAUCGCUGAACCUCUCCAAUUCCCAGUCCCAUCCCCUGCCUGCCCUUCAUUCCCCUCAAACGCAAUAUGAAGAUCCUCUGGAGGAGCCAAAUCAGCCAGUCCUCGCUCAGGAAAAGACACCUGAAAUUCGAGAAGCCAAAUGCGUCAGAAAUCCUGGCUCUGAGUACCUCUCACGACCCCCGACUAUUGCGGAUUACGUGAGCUCCACCUGGAAACCAGAAGAAUACUCUCGAACAAAUACAGCGAAAAUAGUUGAAUCGGAGAAGCUCGCUGAGGCUCACAAAAAUCCAGAAAUCACUUCCAACAACCAAGGCAAAGCCAACAAUGAUCCUCCAUUAGCACCUCCACCUUAUCACAUUGCUGCAGCAUUUUCAAAAAAGGCUGCACUUUUUCAACAACUCAAUCGACGAGAUUUAGUCGAUGAAAUGUCGACACAUUCCCACACAACUGACAAUCAUUCACGCAAUUCUUUUAAUGAUUCUCCUCAAGUACAAUUGUGUCAAAAUAAUAAUCAAAAUAGUAAUGAUCAGAUUGAUGGAGAUAUUGGUGGUAGAACGAUAGAUCGUUCGAUUGAUAAAAAUUUUGUUGUUAAAGAGGAUAAACCCAGUAGAAUUCCUGUGUUAAGAGGGAAAAAUCAUGAGACUGUUUGUGAUAAUGAGGGUAAUUUCACUGGAGAUGGAAAUUACAAUUUGGCAUUUAAUGAAUUAGACGAUAGGGAGAGGAGGCAUGACGUCAUAUUGAAUGGCAUCGAAGCACCAGUGUCACCAGUGACAGGAAGAAAAUACAGGAGUCCGCUGUCCAACGCAUACAAUCAACUGAGGCACUCUGAUAGGGGUAGGAAAAUUAAUGGGAGUUUUCGAGAGGGACAGGGUGAAGAUAAUUCUGUUGAAAUGCAGAAUGAUCGGAACUCGGGAAGGAGUACACCGGUGGCGAAUGGCGAAGCAGAUGUGAAUGGAGUGGAAAAAUCAAAGGCUAAAGACGAAAAUAAACCUAGGCUCAAGUGGAUGUUUGGACCACAUAGGAACGUCAAUGUGAUUCCCGUUCAAGUGCGAAAAAAUCCAGGUUUAGGAUUCAGUAUUGCUGGCGGAGUAGUCGGAAAUGAAACCGGUAUAAUCAUAACAAAAGUGAAUCCGGAUGGCCCAGCGCAAGGAACCCUCCGGCCAGGUGACAAAAUUCUCGAAGUCGACGGGAUAGACUUCACGAAAUCGGAUCACGACAGUGCAGUUGCGAUUCUGCGUUCCACUGGAGCAAUAGUCGCAAUGCUGAUAAGCAGACACCAGUGAAGACGCCCACAGUCCUUUCAUUCAUGAAAUCUACAGCAACUUCAGGUUUUUCCUCUGAACAAUAAGCUAUUAUUCUCCUUAUCUACGUAGACUGAAUAUUUCUUAGUAUUUAUCGGCGGUAAAGUAAUAUCAAAAUCCACUUUAAUGAAUUUAGAAGUAAAUGAGUGAAAUAACCCAUGAUUGUUUCAUACGUUUCAUUAUUUUUGUCUAAACUACUGAAUAUCCAUUACAUCGGUGAAAUCCUUUGCAUUUAAUUCUUCCACUCAUUUAUACAGCAUUGCUGAAAUGUGCCUUUUCGUUAGCGGAUCAACAAUGCAAACAAUAUUAUAACACAUUUAUCAGCUGAUUCCAUACUGGUGAGUAACAAUUGAAGCUAAUUGUACUGUAAAAUUACGCUGAAAGAAUUGAUAUUGCUUUACUACCGCAUCUUCUUUGAGUAUUUUAUUCCACUCAUUGAUUGAACCAUGAUGAAACCAUGCACAAAUGUACCUUUUGUAUUUUGAAUCAAUGCUAAAACGAACAAGACUUUCUUUUCGUAGUUUUUGUACUUUAUAGCAUUAAAAAAUUGAAGAAUUGAUGGUUGAAAAUUAAAUGAAAAAAUUGGCGCACACUUCUAAACAAUAUACGUCUAUUUUUAUCGAUUUAUUCUCCGUAAAAUAUUUAAAUGUGUAGAUUACUAAACUCGAUACCUUUAUCUUUCAUUAGAACCCGUGUGCCAGAGACUAAAAAUACAAAUAUUUAUUAAUUGAAAAAAUGAGAAUAAAAACUUAUAUACGACUAUAUAUACACAUCAGAAUUUAUAUGAGAUAGUUAUAUGACAAUGGUAGGUUGAAAAAAAAAUAAUAUUCUUCUAUGUGCCGUACUUUAAUUGAAUAUCGUAAUGUUAGAUGUAUCGCACUGUUGCCAACGGUAGAGAUACUUUACGACUGUUUACCUGUAAUUUAGAAAUUAAAAAAUGCCCUUUAUUUGC